AUGUCAGAAUAUUAUAAUAAAAAAAUAAAGGUAUAUGAUUAUUUAAAUCAAAUAUUUAAUCAAGAGUUCCAUGAAGAUUAUGAUGAUAUCCAUUAUGAUACCGAUGAAAACUAUGUCCAUUAUGACACUGAUGAAGGCUACACAGAGCCAUUCCUAGCAUUAGCAUUUAGUUUAAAAAAUAGUUAUAGUAAUAAUAACAACUAUACAACAACAGCAGAACCAGAACAGGAUGUAACAGCAUAUUUUGAACAAGGUAAUACCAAAAUUAUAGGAUAA
Messenger RNA from Dictyostelium purpureum, 276 nucleotides. RefSeq lists its product as uncharacterized. The transcript is spliced from 3 exons. The coding region runs from base 1 to 276 and encodes 91 amino acids. The record is from RefSeq and is a predicted model, not a curated record. NCBI's taxonomy places the organism in Eukaryota, Evosea, Eumycetozoa, Dictyosteliales, Dictyosteliaceae.